CCUAUCCUGCAAACGAGCAGCACGAAUCGCUUGUGUGCAAGACCGGUUGGCGCCUGCUUCACUCCGCUAUGACUGCUGCUGCUCCCCUUCUGCCUGGGAGGAUCAGCGCGCGUUUCUAUAGCAGCUGUUGAGCAGAAACGGCACGAAACGCAGAUCAACCUGCGACAAAUCCGUUCAAAGAAAGAGACCGCGAAUACACCCGCCGAGCAUCGGUAGGAAGAGACGAAGCAAAAAGAGGCGAGUUAGUCAACACGAAUCAGGAGGUGUUGAAAUCCCCCGCUGGUAGUCUCACAAAGAUUUCUACAUCUUUAGUACCUGGGGAUGAACCCACCCAUGAGGAGUCUGACAAUAUAUUCCUUAUAUAGCACUGCUAGUCCCAGCAUGCUGAAGAGGAAACAAAGCUCACGGGUAGAAGCCCAACCAGUGACAGAUUUUGGCCCGGAUGAAACACUUACUGAUAAUGCAGAUAUCCUAUGGAUCAAUAAACCAUGGGUGCACUCUCUGCUUCGUGCCUGUGCAAUAAUCAGUGUCAUUUCUGUGUGCAUGAAUACACCUAAGACAUUUGAGCACUAUCCGCCCCUUCAAUAUGUGACCUUCGCUCUGGACACUCUACUAAUGUUCCUCUACACUGCUGAGAUGAUUGCAAAAAUGCACAUUCGUGGUAUAGUUAAGGGUGAUAAUUCAUAUGUAAAGGAUCGAUGGUGUGUUUUUGAUGGAUUCAUGGUGUUUUGCUUGUGGGUCUCACUAGUCUUACAGGUAUUUGAAAUAGCUGAAAUAGUAGAUCAAAUGUCACCAUGGGGAAUGCUGCGAAUCCCAAGGGCACUUAUAAUGAUUCGUGCUUUUCGGAUUUACUUUCGAUUUGAACUUCCUCGAACAAGAAUAACAAACAUUUUAAAGCGUUCUGGGGAGCAAAUUUGGAGUGUCUCCAUAUUCCUCCUUUUUUUUCUACUGCUAUAUGGAAUUUUAGGAGUUCAAAUGUUUGGAACAUUUACUUACCACUGUGUGACAAAUGACACACAACCUGGGAAUGUUUCUUGGAAUAAUCUAGCAAUUCCUGACACACAUUGCUCACCUGAUGGGGAAGGAUACCAGUGUCCCAUGGGAUUUAAGUGCAUGGACCUCGAAGAUCUUGGCCUUAGUAGACAAGAGCUUGGAUACAGUGGCUUCAAUGAAAUAGGUACAAGUAUAUUUACAGUUUAUGAAGCAGCUUCUCAAGAAGGCUGGGUCUUCUUAAUGUACAGAGCAAUUGACAGCUUUCCCCGCUGGCGUUCCUAUUUCUACUUCAUCACGCUAAUCUUCUUUCUGGCCUGGCUUGUGAAGAAUGUCUUUAUUGCAGUUAUAAUUGAGACAUUUGCAGAAAUCAGAGUGCAGUUUCAACAGAUGUGGGGGUCACGAAGCAGUACAACUUCAACUGCCACAACACAGAUGUUUCAUGAGGAUGCUGCAGGAGGAUGGCAAUUAGUUGCUGUUGAUGUCAACAAACCCCAUGGCAGAGCUCCAGCAUGCUUACAGCAACUGAUGCGAUCUUCAGUCUUCCACAUGUUUAUUCUUAGCAUGGUUGCUGUUGAUGUGAUUGUUGCUGCUAGCAAUUAUUACAAAGGGGAGAACUAUCGUCGCCAGUAUGAUGAGUUCUACCUGGCUGAGGUUGCAUUCACUGUUCUCUUCGAUCUAGAGGCCCUUCUAAAAAUCUGGUGUUUAGGAUUUACUGGUUAUAUAAGUUCUUCCCUUCAUAAGUUUGAAUCCCUUCUUGUUGUUGGAACAACACUGCACAUCUAUCCAGACCUGUAUCAUUCUCAGUUCACUUAUUUUCAGGUUCUCAGAGUCGUUCGUUUAAUUAAAAUUUCCCCGGCUCUGGAAGAUUUUGUGUACAAGAUAUUUGGACCAGGAAAAAAGCUUGGAAGCUUAGUGGUUUUCACAGCUAGUCUCCUGAUUGUGAUGUCUGCCAUCAGCUUACAAAUGUUCUGCUUUGUUGAAGAACUAGACCGAUUCACUACCUUUCCAAGGGCCUUUAUGUCUAUGUUCCAAAUACUAACACAGGAAGGAUGGGUGGAUGUAAUGGAUCAAACUCUUGUUGCAGUUGGCCAUAUGUGGGCUCCAGUAGUAGCCAUUUACUUCAUAUUAUAUCAUCUAUUUGCAACCCUGAUCUUGCUGAGCUUAUUUGUUGCUGUAAUUCUAGACAAUCUUGAGCUUGAUGAAGACUUAAAAAAGCUUAAACAGCUAAAACAAAGUGAAGCCAAUGCUGAUACAAAAGAAAAACUUCCUUUGCGGCUUCGUAUAUUUGAGAAAUUUCCCAACCGGCCACAGAUGGUGAAAAUCUCCAAGCUCCCUUCCGAUUUUACAGUUCCUCGAAUCAGGGAAAGCUUCAUGAAGCAGUUCAUUGACCGCCAACAGCAAGACACCAGUUGUUUGUUGCGUAGACUUCCCUCUGCGUCCUCUUCUUCCUGUGAUCAUUCAAAAAGGUCUGGAAUUGAAGAUAACAAGUAUAUAGAUCAAAAGCUGCAGAAGUCUGUUUCCAGCAUUCGUGCCCGAAAUCUUCUUGAGAAAGAAAGUGCCAUUAAUAAAAUUCUCCGAGCUUGCACUCGACAGCGAAUGCUGAGUGGAUCAUUUGAGGGCCAGCCAGCCAAAGAGCGCUCAAUUCUCAGUGUACAACAUCACAUCCGCCAGGAACGCAGGUCUCUGAGACAUGGGUCCAAUAGCCAGCGAAUCAGUCGAGGGAAAUCUCUAGAAACACUGACCCAGGAUCACUCCAGCACUGUUAGGUAUCGAAAUGCUCAACGUGAGGAUAGCGAGAUCAAAAUGAUCCAGGAAAAGAAAGAACAAGCUGAGAUGAAAAGAAAAGUACAGGAGGAAGAGCUGCGGGAAAAUCACCCAUAUUUUGAUAAACCAUUAUUUAUAGUGGGUCGAGAACACAGGUUCAGAAACUUCUGCAGACUGAUAGUGCGAGCUCGUUUUAAUGCCUCAAAGACAGACCCAAUUACAGGAGCAGUCAAAAAUACAAAAUACCACCAGCUUUAUGAUCUGUUUGGAUUGGUCACCUAUCUGGAUUGGGUUAUGAUAGUUGUAACAAUAUGCUCCUGUAUUUCUAUGAUGUUUGAGUCUCCAUUUACAAGAGUUAUGCAUGUUCCUACUUUACAGAUUGCUGAAUAUGUUUUUGUCAUUUUCAUGAGCUUUGAGCUCAAUUUAAAAAUAAUGGCAGAUGGAUUAUUUUUUACCCCUACUGCUGUGAUCAGAGACUUUGGAGGAGUUAUGGACAUCUUCAUCUAUCUUGUAAGCUUAAUAUUUCUUUGCUGGAUGCCAUCCAAUGUACCUCCCAAAUCAGGAGCCCAACUGCUAAUGAUGCUUCGCUGCCUUAGACCACUCCGCAUCUUUAAACUGGUUCCACAGAUGCGAAAGGUUGUGAGAGAACUCUUCAGUGGAUUUAAAGAAAUAUUUUUGGUCUCAAUUCUUUUGUUAACACUAAUGCUUGUGUUUGCAAGCUUUGGUGUCCAACUUUUUGCAGGGAAACUAGCCAAGUGCAAUGACCCCCGUAUCACUAAAAGGGAAGACUGCCAUGGUAUUUUUCGAAUUAAUGUAAGUGUGUCAAAAAAUCUGAAUCUGAAAUUAAAAACUGAAGAAAAGAAGCCAGGAUUUUGGGUUCCACGGGUUUGGGUAAAUCCCAGAAAUUUCAAUUUUGAUAAUGUUGGAAAUGCUAUGUUGGCUCUUUUUGAAGUUCUUUCAUUGAAAGGCUGGGUGGAGGUCAGAGAUGUCAUUAUCCAUCGAGUAGGACCAAUCCAUGGUAUAUAUAUACAUGUGUUUGUUUUCCUUGGCUGCAUGAUUGGACUGACCCUUUUUGUCGGUGUUGUAAUUGCUAAUUUCAAUGAAAACAAGGGAACAGCUCUGUUGACUGUUGAUCAGAGGAGAUGGGAAGACCUGAAGAGCAGACUGAAAAUUGCACAACCUCUUCACCUCCCUCCUCGUCCCGAUAAUGAUGGGUUCCGAGCAAAAAUGUAUGACAUUACUCAGCAUCCCUUUUUCAAACGUACAAUUGCUGUCCUUGUCCUGGCUCAAUCUGUAUUACUUUCAGUCAAGUGGGAUGUGGAUGAUCCUGUAACUGUCCCAUUGGCAACAAUGUCAGUUGUAUUUACCUUCAUUUUUGUCUUAGAGGUUACUAUGAAAUUAAUUGCAAUGUCACCUGCUGGGUUUUGGCAGAGCAGAAGAAAUCGUUAUGAUUUAUUAGUGACUUCCCUUGGAGUCAUUUGGGUAAUCCUGCAUUUUGCUUUAUUGAAUGAAUAUACUUACAUGAUGGGAGCCUGCAUUAUAGUUUUUAGAUUCUUUUCUAUCUGUGGGAAGCACGUGACACUUAAAAUGCUGCUGCUCACUGUGGUCGUCAGUAUGUACAAAAGUUUCUUCAUCAUCGUGGGGAUGUUUCUUUUGCUCCUCUGCUAUGCCUUUGCUGGUGUAGUGUUGUUUGGCACUGUGAAGUAUGGAGAAAAUAUUAACAGACAUGCAAACUUCUCAACUGCUGGGAAAGCCAUAACAGUUCUAUUCAGGAUUGUUACUGGGGAAGACUGGAACAAGAUCAUGCAUGAUUGUAUGGUUCAGCCCCCUUUCUGUACCCCUGACAACCACCGAUACUGGGAGACAGACUGUGGAAAUUAUGCUGGAGCACUCAUGUACUUUUGCUCCUUUUAUGUUAUAAUUGCUUACAUAAUGCUCAACUUACUUGUAGCAAUCAUUGUGGAGAACUUCUCGUUGUUUUACUCUACUGAAGAAGACCAGCUGCUUAGUUACAACGAUCUGAGGCAUUUUCAGAUUAUUUGGAAUAUGGUGGAUGACAAAAGAGAGGGUGUUAUACCAACAUCCCGAGUGAAAUUUCUUCUCAGGCUGCUACGAGGCAGACUGGAAGUUGAUCUAGAUAAGGAUAAGCUCUUAUUUAAGCAUAUGUGCUAUGAAAUGGAAAGACUACAUAAUGGAGGGGAUGUUACAUUCCAUGAUGUCCUAAGCAUGCUGUCGUACAGAUCAGUGGACAUCAGGAAAAGCCUUCAGCUGGAAGAGCUGCUUGCCAGGGAACAGCUGGAAUACACGAUUGAAGAAGAGGUGGCCAAACAGACGAUACGCAUGUGGCUGAAAAAGUGCUUAAAACGCAUCCGGGCAAAACAGCAGCAGUCAUGCAGCAUUAUUCACAGUCUUCGGGAAAGCCAGCAGCAGGAACUGAGUCGUUUCCUUAACCCCCCUAGCAUUGAAACAACAAAGCCCAGCGAAGAUGUCCAUGCAAACAAUCAAGACAACCCCUCUCAGCCAGAGACAAGCAGCCAGCAGCAGUUGCUCAGUCCAACACUUUCAGAGAGAGGUGGACAUCGCCAGGACUCUACUGAAAUGGGUAAACCGCAGAGGAAGUUUGGACAAUGGCGUCUUCCGGCUGGUCGCAGCAGCAUGAGGUCCAUUGUGUGCAAGAUGAACCCGGUAUCUGAUGAAGCCUCAUCGGGUUCAGAGGUGAAGAAAUGGUGGACACGCCAACUGACAGUGGAGAGUGAUGAAAGUGGAGAUGAUCUCCUGGACAUUUAAAUACAGACAUUAAUCAAAGAUGUACAAUAUGAUGCGAUUCAGGAAUUAAAGUUAUGUAAUGCAAUAUAAGAUGACAAAGUUAUUAUUUUGAAUCUAUUUUAAAAUGUUUAUAAUAUGCCUUUUUUAAAGUGGCUCUAGUCAUUAGUAGCAGUUGCUUACCAUGUCAGAUUAUGUUAUUUUUUUCAUGUAAUAUUUCACCAAUACCCUGCAUCGUCUAUGGUAUCUUAGUGUGUGUGUGUGUGUGUGUAUGUUUUCUGUGAGAUUAUAUGUGUCACGCCCAGGGUCAGACAAAUCAAGUGCCAUCAACCGAGUUUGACCUGGAACUGAUACUGACCUACCUCUUAUAAUCAGAGCUUUCGUGAAAUGGCUUCAGUAUUACUUUUUAAAGUUUUCAUAUUGCCCAAAAGUCUUGAGUCUUACAUUUAUGUCUACUUUGUGUAAAUUCAUACAUACUAUGAUCUAUAGUCACAUUUUAAUGUUAGCAGUUUUUUCAUUUGUUUGACGACAGUAAAAGAUCAAGUGUUUAUAUUAUGUCUAACACACUGAGGCUGCUCCAAAAUAAUCAAUUCUGUUAAAUUAUAAAGUGUAUUGUUUAAUAUGAGUAUCCUUUUUAGAAUAAUGUAAAGGUGUUAAGCCUUGAAUUUUCUUCAUCCCAAAUAAGCCAUUAAACUAAUACCAUCAAUAAAAGAUAACAUUCUUGAUUUCAUCACACAAUCAGUGUUGUAUCUAGCCAAACCUUGUUCUGUCACUUAAAUGAGGUCCAUUCGGGUUUAUUCAUUGAAGUUCAAUAUAUUAAAACACUUGUUUGUCAAGCUGUUUCAAAUAGCUUAGUGUUAAAGUCAGAGACUGCUGAGGCAGUCUUCGUUUCUAUCCUAUUAGACUUGCAGAGACAGGCGAGUGCACUGCGUUCAUGGGCCUUAAUCUCCUUAUUGCAUUUAAGCAGAAUGCACAUGCCUGUCCAAUUCAUUUUCUUGUUAAUCAUGCCUGUUGUUUUAUUUAUCAGUUUUAUCUUGGGUCUCAACUUCAAAACCCUACUUAGUAGCACUCACUCUGCAAGAAUUUCAUAAUAAUCUUUUACAUCAUUUUUAUGGAUCAUUCAUGAUUUGCUGAAAAAGUGCUGCUGUAAGUAGACCAACUUUAGUACCAGAGCCAGAAAAACUAAAAAAAUCAUAUGCCUAUUGAAUCUCUCAACACCGGCACAGCUCAUAGACUACAGUAUGUAAACAUGCCUGACUAAUAAAACUGCUUCUAAAUGCAGAGCUGGAAAUAGGCUGCCUAUUGUAUUAUGAUAUGGUGGGAGAAAUUCAAGAACAUCCUGAUGAAGACACUCGUGCAUCCUUAACUCUCAUAGCAGUCACUUGACCUUUUUGCAGUGUCACUGUAUAAGUAUAAAAUGAAUCUAACUGACCUAUGAUACUCCAAUCUUCAGUGGGUUUCGUGUUCCCCAAGAAUGACGCUACAUUUUUCAUAAAUACUGUGCCAUUUAUAAUAAAUACUUCGUAAUGCAGGGAGGAUAUUCCCUUAUAUAUGUUGGGGUAUCUUUGAGUGUUUAUUUCCUCUUAGUGUUUAUGCCUUACAUAAUAAUGUUAAACUGAAAUGUUAUGAGGGCGGCAUGGUGGCACAGUGGGUAGCACUGCUGCCUUGCAGUUAGGAUACCUGGGUUCGCU
Polypterus senegalus (gray bichir) is the source of this 7211-nucleotide messenger RNA. RefSeq names its product sodium leak channel, non-selective (gene nalcn). Gene Ontology annotation, molecular function: monoatomic cation channel activity. The record is from RefSeq and is a predicted model, not a curated record. The coding region runs from base 322 to 5544 and encodes 1740 amino acids. Lineage: Eukaryota; Metazoa; Chordata; Cladistia; Polypteriformes; Polypteridae. The transcript is spliced from 45 exons. Gene Ontology annotation, biological process: transmembrane transport; monoatomic ion transport. Gene Ontology annotation, cellular component: membrane.